This is a messenger RNA of Diplodia corticola, 888 nucleotides long. RefSeq lists its product as uncharacterized. The record is from RefSeq and is a predicted model, not a curated record. Lineage: Eukaryota; Fungi; Ascomycota; Dothideomycetes; Botryosphaeriales; Botryosphaeriaceae. The transcript has 2 exons. Bases 1 to 888 code for a protein of 295 amino acids.
AUGGCCCCACUCCGCCGCUACCUCCGCAUCACCAAGCACUCCGCUCUCGAGGUCCGUAUCUAUCUCGAUAACCCAGCGCAUGCUGAGAGCUGGCUACUGCGCCGCAACGACCCCGCGCUGCCCCGCAUCAUCGAAAGCGUCAGGCCGCUCGUGCUACCAAAACUGUGGGAGGAGAAGGAGCGUUCCGAGCGCAAGGGCAAAGGAAAGAAGGGCGUGAGAGAUGUUGUCGCUGGAGAUGACUUUGAGGUCUCCAUUUUCCUGACAGACAACUCCACGCCCCACUCGCUGCUCACCAAGCAGAAGACUUUCCAAGACAAGCCACGCAUGAAGAGCAACUCAGGCAGGCUGACCGGCUGGCUGACCACCGGGGCCACCAGCGACCAACCUGUUGACGUCGAUGGUGGUGACGGCGGCGCUCCUGUAGUCCUUCGUGAAGAAGAUGAUGAAGAUGCGCCAGUCGCACUCUCUAACAUACCUGAGGCACGCACCGACGCCUCCCGGGCCAGUAAACGCCGCCGUCGCGAGGACAGUGGUGAGGACCUCUAUGCCGACGAUUCUUCUGGCGAGUCUGAAAGCGCUUCUGAUGAAGCGCCGGUGAAGCGUGUCAGAAAACGUGGGCAAGCAAAAGAUCAGGUGGUGGAGGGCGAUGCGGAAGCCACAGAUGACAAGAAAAGGCUCUCUCUCGACACAUCAUAUGACGGCUUCAGCAUAUACGGGCGCAUAUUGUGUCUCGUGGUCAAACGCAAGGGCCACGUCGCGCGCAGCGGUGGCUCAUCAGCCAGCGCGACAGCCCAAGGCACGGCGAGCAGCCAGCAGCAGAUGAUGGAGAACUGGGUAUCCACUCAAGCGGCUGGCAACUUGGGCGUCGACGACGAAGGUGAAGAGUGA